CAUGUGUGAGUAGGGCACCCGGUGCUCAAUCUGGCAUCACUGUCCUUAUCGCAAAUGUGUUGGUAAUUUAGAACUGAGAUGAGCUUUAUUUAUUUACUAUCCGAAACAAACUUUUCUGGAAUAUAAUUAUUAGUGAAAAACGUAUGAAAAGCAGGUUUUUUUUUACUGUAGUAUUGAUUCUGCUGCAAAAGUAAAAAAAGAGCAAACACAAUUCCUAACAGCUAUGUCCAAUGAGGAGCGUUUGAGGAAGCUUCUAUCGGAUUUGGGAAAAGCUACAUUACGUGGGGUUCGCAAAUGUCCAAAAUGUGGGACUUAUAAUGGAUCACGUGGUUUGUGUUGUAAGAACAAGUAUUGCGAUGCAGUGUUUAAGGAACCUGGUGAGAAAAGAAAAUUGUCAACAGAAGCUUGUAAGCUUAUUACUGGCACAACUGCUCAAGUUUUUUCUGUUCGAGUGCGAGACAAAGGCCCAGACUAUCGUGGAUUUGUUCAAUUGCCAUUGAUAAAUGCAACAAUUUCUAAUGAAAUGACAACACUUAUUUCACAAUCAACGGCAUUGUGCUUUGUUGAUAGUUGUGAAAGAAGUUUCGAUACUAGUGUUCUUAAAUGUCAUGAAAAAAAUUCAUCCGAUGUGCCUGUUUCUACAUGCCAACAUAUACAUGCAGCUUUAAGAUGUUAUGCAGAAGCACAACCAUUGACGUUAAGGAAUUCUGUUUUAUCAACCUUGAGUGUAAAUAAUGAAAUGAAACAAGAAAUUUGGUUACUAGCUACAGAAACUUCAGGCCCCUUGGUACAACGAGUGUCUAAGAAUAUAAUGGCAGUGAAGUGUAAAGCUUCGCCAAAACAUCCAUUAGGUUAUCUUCAUUUUUCUCUCUUUGUUACAAAAUUGAAAGAUAGAAUCGAACAUCGUUAUUUCUGUUCUUGUUCUGCAUUCAAGGGUGUGACAAAAACAGCAGGAGACAAAGCAGAUUUAGCGCAAUCUUUGCAAAAUAAACGUUGUGUACAUUUUUAUGCAUGUAUUUGCGCAUUUGCUAGUGAUGCAAAGUUAUCCGAGGAAUUUAGUUAUUAUAUAAACUUGGAUCAAACUGAUUUCAGUAUACCAAAACCAUUGUCAACAAUGGUGCAGAAUAAUGAACAAGAUAAAAUAGUUGGUAUUGAUCUUGAUGGUUUAACUACAGAUGAUACAGAUACGCAUCUUUUAAUAUUUCGUGAUGAUACUCUAACAGUGCAGAGUUUAGAUGGAAAUAGAUUGGACUUAGAUUCAAUGAAUUUGGAUUCUACGAUCUUACCAAAUAGUAUUGUUGAAAAUAUUGAAGUAGAGUGUGAUCGUACCUUAUUAGAAGAUAAUAAUAUGAUAUCACAAGUGCAUAAUUUAGAAGUAAUCAAUCAAAGUGGCGUUCAACUUGGUGGAAAUGUGGUCAAAAUAUUGGAGGAUCAAACGACCAUAGAUUCUAAAUACAAUGUGCUUAAUAAUAGUCAAUAUAUUCUAAAUGAUAAUAACAUAAAGGUAUUGAAUACCGGAACCUUAAAGGUCCUUGACACAAAUGCUAUUUUGGAUGUAAAUAACAUGAAAUUAAUUGAUACCAAUACUGUUUCAAACACAAAUGGUGUGAAAAUAGUAAAUAAGAAUGUGUUGAUACAGUAUGAUACCGGAAAUGUAUCGAGUAUGGAAACUAGUACUCAACAGCCAAUUUCUACAAAGCGAAAAAGAGAUGAUAAACCAACAACUGCAAAUACCACUAGUUUAAAUAAUUUGAACUCAAUAGAACCAAGGAAAGCUAAAACAAAGUUACAAAUUGUUAGAAAAUAUCAGAAUCCUUGCGAAGAUUUAGACGAAGCUAACAUAAAUUUACCUUUUAUUAAAUGGUUGGCAUCAAUAACUGAAAGAAUAAAUCAAACUAUGCAUUUUCAAUUCGACGGAAAACCCGACCCACUGGUAUUCCAUGUACCGCAAUUAUUUUUUGACUGUUUGCGGGAAAGGAUAUCAUGUGGUGGUAAAAAAAAACGAUUGCCAAAUUCAACGACAGCGUUUGUCAGAAAGGAUGGUGUACCAUUAGGUACAUUCACCAAAUACACAUGGCAAAUUACUAACAUUUUACAUGUAAAAAGUAUUUUCGAAACGCCGCUUAUACCUUUGGAGAUCACAAGAAGUUUUGUCCAAAAUGCAGAUGGUACAUAUGAAUUGUACAAACGGGAAGAAACGGAUAUAGAUCGGUAUAAAAAAACCAAUAAUAAUGCAUUGAUUAAACCUUUAGAAUUAAAGACUUAUUUGAAAGUUGGAAAUACUUCUCCGAACCAAGUUGAACCGACACCAUUUCUGAUAGAAUGGAUACCAGAUAUAUUGCCAAUAUCGAAAAUUGGUGAGCUUAGAAUUAGAUUUGAAUUCGGUCAUGUAAAAAAUGAAACAAAUCACAGAUGGAGGAAAAUAGCUUUAUUAAAAAAUUAUUAAACGAAUAAUUUUGUAAUAAUUGCCUUUGUAUUACCAAAUUUUCACUUUCCUAUUAUUAAUGGUUAUGUAAAAUGUAAAAUCUUUCGAGAAUAAUUUUC
This is a messenger RNA of Colletes gigas, 2544 nucleotides long. RefSeq lists its product as uncharacterized. Lineage: Eukaryota; Metazoa; Arthropoda; Insecta; Hymenoptera; Colletidae. Gene Ontology annotation, cellular component: nucleus. The coding region runs from base 224 to 2446 and encodes 740 amino acids. The record is from RefSeq and is a predicted model, not a curated record. The transcript is spliced from 7 exons.